CAUUUUAUUUUUUAAGCACAACUUUUCAAAGAGAAAAUCACGGAAAUAAAUUUGGAUUCAUGAUCUCUCUAUAUAUCCAGGUGGUUUAAAAUCAUAAAACAAGAAUGAUAGAGAUCUUAAGAAAGCUAAAAACAUGGAGUUUGAAAAUUCCUAAAAUCCCCAGAACUUUUCUCACUACGCCAGAAGAGCCGAUUUUGUCUCAGAUUUACUUUCCUUUAAUCUCUCCUAUUUUUAAUGACUAUUAUUUCUUUCUCCUUUUGCAACAUAUUUUUCUCCACCACCUUUUUUUCCUUCACCAUUAUAAAUUGCUCUCCAUCAUUUCUCUUUUGUAUAUUCAUAAACUAGAGAGACCAAGAGGCAUAAAACACACUAAGUGAUAGAGAGAACACAUCAAAAUGUGUAGUAAAACGAGUAGUGUAAGUUAUGGAAACAGAGAAGAUGAUGAUGAUGAUGAUUACUCUGUCUUGUGUCCGAAGAAACAGAAACAUAAUAAUGGAGGAAGAAAAAGAGUCCCUCGUAGAGGACCUGGUGUUGCUGAACUCGAGAAGAUCCGUCUCGGAGAACAACACAUCUCCACGGCCGCACCAUUUUCUCGUCCUCACCCUCCUCCCCUGGAGAAGUCUCCAACAUUCACUGAUAGAACCGGUCUGGUUUACCCGUUUUCGUCUUAUUUCACUGCUCGAUCUUUCCCUAGUGAUUUGAUUCCUCCGGCUCCAGUGUUUCAGAGGAAACAUGAUUCGUCUCUUCACUACUUCCCUCCGAUGAAUCUACCAAAUCAAGGAUCUGGAGGAUUUUAUCAGUUUAUAGAUCCUCCUUCAAGCCAAACAUCUUGUCUUGACAAUGUCACUCAAUUUCUAGAUGAAGAAAAGAUCUCGGCUGCGAAAAGGCCAUGGCAUCUUAUGGCAGAUACCGCGAAAUGUAGUGUUGGACCGACUAUAACUAGCUCAAGAGAUGCUAAACAAAUCAGAUCACUAGACCUAAGAUUGAAAAGUCAUAUUCAAGAUUCAGGAACCACAAUUAGGAAUCCAAUCACUAUUGAUUCUCCUUCUUCAGCCACUGUUCCUACAACGAUUUUUCCUAAUUGUCCACUCGAUUUCCCGCGCUUUUUACAGAGAGAAGAGGAUGAUCAUGAAAUCAUACAACGAAAGAGCGUUACAAAUUUUCCCUUAAACAGAAAACCAUUCUACAGCUUCUUGCCCUCAAAUGACCAGAGUAUUCGCGACCAAGAUCGAUCCCUAAGCUUGAGAACAGAGAGAUAUGACACAGUCCCUGAUCACGGCAUUGAUCUUCGCCUUAAGUUAUAAUAAAAUUAUUUUCUAAGCAAUUUUCAAAACUUUGAGUCUUUACUCCAUGAGUUUGUAGUUUCGGAUAAAUAUGUAACAAAAGAUAUGCCAAAGACUUGGAUUA
This is a messenger RNA of Arabidopsis lyrata subsp. lyrata, 1407 nucleotides long. Its product is annotated as protein SPEAR4. Bases 396 to 1304 code for a protein of 302 amino acids. The record is from RefSeq and is a predicted model, not a curated record. Gene Ontology annotation, molecular function: DNA-binding transcription factor activity. The transcript is spliced from 5 exons. NCBI's taxonomy places the organism in Eukaryota, Viridiplantae, Streptophyta, Magnoliopsida, Brassicales, Brassicaceae.